GCGGGCAGGUAGAGCCACAUCCCAAAACAGAAAGGCUUUCAGCCAUUGCGCGCGCCUCCGGGAGGUGCAACCCUGCUCUUAGCUUUUUGCAUAGACGCACCGGCAAUUGAAUACAAAAAGGGAAGGCCUCCAGCGCCCUCCUUCCCACCCCCCCUUCCUGCCCUGGGUGUGGAGCACGGGCCAGGUGUGGGCUUGGGUGGUUGGUUACCGCCUUUUGCACCGGCGGCGGCGAGGAGGGGGGGUGGGCGCGCUUUCUUUUCUCUUAGAAGAGGUUUUAGCACAGGUUUUCUCGUUUUCGCUUCCACCACUCUUCACCGCCUCCUGACCCCCCUUCUCCCCCUCCCCACCUAUCGUCAUGACGGCGUCUCCGGAUUACUUGGUGGUGCUUUUUGGGAUCACUGCUGGGGCCACUGGGGCCAAGCUGGGCUCGGAUGAGAAGGAGCUGAUCCUGCUGGUAUGGGAAGUGGUGGAUCUGGCCAACAAGAAGGUCGGACAAUUACACGAAGUCCUAGUUAGACCAGAUCAAUUGGAACUGACCGAGGACUGCAAAGAAGAAACCAAGAUCGACGCCGAAAGCCUGUCUUCAGCGCCUCAGCUGGACCAAGCCCUCCGACAGUUUAACCAGUCAGUGAGCAAUGAACUGAAUAUUGGGGUAGGGACUUCCUUCUGUCUCUGUACUGAUGGGCAGCUUCAUGUCAGGCAAAUCCUGCAUCCCGAGGCUUCCAAGAAGAACGUAUUAUUGCCUGAAUGCUUCUAUUCCUUUUUUGAUCUUCGAAAAGAAUUCAAGAAGUGUUGCCCUGGUUCACCUGAUAUUGACAAACUGGAUGUUGCAGCAAUGACAGAGUGUUUGAAUUUUGAGAAAAAUAAUUCAGUCUCCCGAUACGGAGCUUCUCAAGUUGAAGAUAUGGGGAAUAUCAUUUUAGCGAUGAUUUCAGAGCCUUAUAAUCAUAAGUUUUCAGAUCCAGAGAGAGUAAAUUACAAAUUUGAAAGUGGCACUUGCAGCAAGAUGGAACUUAUUGAUGAUAACACCGUAGUCAGGGCGCGAGGCUUACCGUGGCAGUCUUCGGAUCAGGAUAUUGCAAGAUUCUUCAAAGGACUCAAUAUUGCCAAGGGAGGUGCUGCACUUUGUCUGAACGCCCAGGGUCGAAGGAAUGGAGAAGCUCUGGUUAGGUUUGUAAGUGAAGAACACAGAGACCUAGCACUACAGAGGCACAAACAUCACAUGGGGACCCGGUACAUUGAGGUUUACAAAGCAACAGGUGAAGAUUUUCUUAAAAUUGCCGGUGGUACAUCCAAUGAGGUAGCCCAAUUUCUCUCCAAGGAAAAUCAAGUCAUCGUCCGAAUGCGGGGGCUGCCUUUCACGGCCACGGCUGAAGAAGUGGUGGCCUUCUUUGGACAGCAUUGCCCCAUCACUGGGGGAAAAGAAGGCAUCCUCUUCGUCACCUACCCAGAUGGUAGGCCAACAGGGGAUGCUUUUGUCCUGUUUGCUUGUGAGGAAUAUGCACAGAACGCAUUGAGGAAGCAUAAGGACUUAUUGGGUAAAAGAUACAUUGAACUCUUCAGGAGCACAGCAGCUGAAGUUCAGCAGGUGCUGAAUCGAUUCUCCUCGGCUCCUCUCAUUCCACUUCCAACCCCUCCCAUUAUUCCAGUACUACCUCAGCAAUUUGUGCCUCCUACAAACGUUCGAGACUGUAUACGCCUUCGAGGUCUUCCCUAUGCAGCCACAAUUGAGGACAUCCUGGACUUCCUGGGGGAAUUUUCCACAGACAUUCGAACUCAUGGGGUUCACAUGGUAUUGAAUCACCAGGGCCGCCCAUCAGGAGAUGCCUUUAUCCAGAUGAAGUCUGCGGACAGAGCAUUUAUGGCUGCACAGAAGUGUCAUAAAAAAACCAUGAAGGACAGAUAUGUUGAAGUCUUUCAGUGUUCAGCUGAGGAGAUGAACUUUGUGUUAAUGGGGGGCACUUUAAAUCGAAAUGGCUUAUCCCCACCGCCAUGUAAGUUACCAUGCUUGUCUCCUCCCUCCUACACAUUUCCAGCUCCUGCAGCAGUUAUUCCCACUGAAGCUGCCAUCUAUCAGCCUUCUGUGCUUUUGAAUCCACGAGCACUGCAGCCCUCCACAGCCUACUAUCCAGCGGGCACUCAGCUCUUCAUGAACUACACAGCGUACUAUCCCAGCCCCCCAGGUUCGCCUAAUAGUCUUGGCUACUUCCCUACAGCUGCUAAUCUUAGCGGUGUCCCUCCACAGCCUGGCACGGUGGUCAGAAUGCAGGGCCUGGCCUACAAUACUGGAGUUAAGGAAAUUCUUAACUUCUUCCAAGGUUACCAGUAUGCAACCGAGGAUGGACUUGUACACACAAGUGACCAGGCCAGGACUCUACCCAAAGAAUGGGUUUGUAUUUAAGGGUCCCAGCAGUUAGACCAUCCUCAGAAAAGAAGUGUUUGAAAGAGGUAUGGUGAUCCUGAUACCAUCAAGACACAAGAAAACUUCUAGUAACUUCAGGGGAAGUUUGUCUACACUCGGGCUGCAGUAUUUUCAGCAAAAAUGAUUGGACAAGGGGGCAUGUGCCCUAUCUUUUGGUGGAGUGAAAAAUUUGAGCCAAUAAAGCCAAAUCCUUUUAGGAAGCAGCAUACCUGGCUCUUUGCUGAUGGCAAAUAGGCAUU
Molecule: messenger RNA, 2661 nt
Organism: Loxodonta africana (African savanna elephant)
Lineage: Eukaryota; Metazoa; Chordata; Mammalia; Proboscidea; Elephantidae
Gene: ESRP1
Product: epithelial splicing regulatory protein 1
Exons: 16
Coding region: 356-2401 (681 amino acids)
Molecular function (GO): mRNA binding
Source: RefSeq, a predicted model, not a curated record